AUGGUGAUUUCCAGCGUCUUAUUCGUGGUGGUGCAAAUAAGGAUGAACACCUUGAAUAUGAGUAUGAACAUGAUGAACACCUUGAACAUUGGUAUGAACUUGUUGAAUAAAAAGUCAUGCCCCCCUGCCUUUGGUGGGGAAGAUACUGAAAGUGAGGAGGCAAGCCAAUAUAUGUGUUCCGAAAGUGAGGGUUCUGAGAUAGAGGGUGUGGCAGAAGGUGUUAUAGAGAGUAGGAUGGUAGUGCAUGAGGGUGAGGGGGGUGAUCCAUCAGUAGACUCUGGGUCAGCUGCAUAUAAGGAGAUGCAGAGGAAUUACAAAGUGUUAGAGGCUAUAGAUGAUCGAGUUCUGGCCUUGCCUCAUACACCAGAGGUGGGCUCAAGCAAUCAGGCAUCACCGUCAGGGUUUGUGGGUAUAGCCGUGACUUCAAUUUCAGAAGGAGUGGAUAUACGAGUUGGUAUCCCUUUGUCGAGGCGUAAUAUACUUACAGAGGUAAAGCUGGCAGAGCUUCGGAUAGAUUUUAGUGUCCCACCCUCGGUGGGCUUGAGGUUACCCACUGCUACUGAUGUGGUUAGAUAUCCUCCGGAGGGAUGUGUGCUGAUAUUUACCGAUAUGUACCAGCAUGGCUUCAGACUACCGUUUCAUCCUUGGGUAUAG
This is a messenger RNA of Prunus armeniaca (apricot), 654 nucleotides long. The record is from the annotation of a GenBank genome assembly. Lineage: Eukaryota; Viridiplantae; Streptophyta; Magnoliopsida; Rosales; Rosaceae.